Aureobasidium melanogenum CBS 110374 is the source of this 1254-nucleotide messenger RNA. RefSeq lists its product as uncharacterized. The transcript has a single exon. NCBI's taxonomy places the organism in Eukaryota, Fungi, Ascomycota, Dothideomycetes, Dothideales, Saccotheciaceae. The coding region runs from base 1 to 1254 and encodes 417 amino acids. The record is from RefSeq and is a predicted model, not a curated record.
AUGAAGGCCUCGUCAGUACAGCAGGCCUUCAAGAGCCUGACAUCGCGCAUCCACCCCCAGCUACCAUUGUCCGAACGCGAAUCUCAGCGUCUGCUAAACGCCCUCACUUCGUCCUUCCGCAGCCAUCUGGAUCAUCACCACCACAGCCAUGACGCCGCCGCUUCUGCUACCUCGGCCUCGGCCUCGGCCUCAACUCAGCACCCUCUAUCAUCCACCACAGCUACCGACCGCCAUUUGGCUUCCAUUUUGACGAAUCCCCUUCUCACCAAGCCUGUCCACCAACAACUCAAGGCCAAGUCAAAGCACCCAGUUGCCCUUUUCGAAGACCAAGUCGCCGCUGGACGUGCCAACCUGCCUUCUGCGAGAUUGUGCCUUGAAGCUUUCCGCACUUCUCUCUCCUCACUACCUUCUGCAGAAGUAAAGGACCAGAUUGCUCGCUAUGCUGCGGGAUCCCGUGCUUUGAGAUGGCUCUGGACUAGUGCUCACACCCGCUCUCUUUCCUUCGCUCUAGAUGCUCGCUUCUGUAGCCAUCUCGCCUUUUUCCUCAUUCACGAGGGCAAAGAGUCUGCUUUGUGGGAGUUGAUCGACACACCUGUUGCAACUUCGCCCAACCUUACUGCCAAAGAAGCAAGUAUGCGCAAGGGCUUGUUGCUCAGCUCCAUAGUCAAGACUCAUCUCUCUGGCCCUGACAAGUCUCUUGAAUCUGCCCUCUCUGCUUUCUUCAGAGCCUUGGAUACUUCUCAGACAUCCCAUGCUUCCAUCACCCAUGCGGGUGUACAAUUGACUGGAGCAUUGGUCAAACUCGGACAUUUCUCUGACUCCAACGUCGCUCUGUAUGAUAAGUUCAUCGAUGCUGUUCCUCGUUGGACCAAGAAGCACCCAGACAGGGCCAUUUACAGGAUUGCCAAUCUUACUCUACAUCAUCCCACCGCACCCUCAGCGGACCCAGCUUUGGACUUCAUACGAGAGCUCAGGCCCCUUACAUCUCAUCCAUUCUUGAACCCGACUACUGCAUCUCAGAGAUCUACUGUCUUCGCUUUCUUCUUCGAUAUUGUCAAGCUCUUGCAAAAGCAGGAACGCUUUGACGACGCUUUGUGGGUGAUGGAGUUCAUGCAGCAGAAAUUCCCGGAUGAAUUUGCACCACCUCGCAGGAUGUCUUCUGCUGCUUCGGCAUCUCCUCAGGCCCAAGAGGCAGCAGGAAGUGCCUCUCCGCUCUCGAGCUUGCCUGAUUGGAAAGUCCCUGAGUUUGGCUGA